Molecule: messenger RNA, 327 nt
Organism: Branchiostoma belcheri (Belcher's lancelet)
Lineage: Eukaryota; Metazoa; Chordata; Leptocardii; Amphioxiformes; Branchiostomatidae
Product: protein BRICK1-like
Exons: 3
Coding region: 39-275 (78 amino acids)
Biological process (GO): regulation of actin polymerization or depolymerization; actin filament organization; cell motility
Cellular component (GO): SCAR complex
Molecular function (GO): protein-containing complex binding
Source: RefSeq, a predicted model, not a curated record
UCGGCAAUGUUCGGUAAAACUCGGAAAAGGAAAUCAAGAUGGCUGGCGGAAGAGACACUGGAAGUGCGGUACAGAGACAAAUUCAGCAGGACUGGGCCAACAGAGAGUACAUAGAAGUCAUCACUGCUAGUAUAAAGAAGAUAACAGACUUCCUGAAUGCGUUUGACAUGUCCUGCCGCUCCAGGCUUGCCAUGCUGAAUGAGAAACUGACAUCCUUGGAGAGACGCAUCGAGUAUAUCGAAGCCCGGGUCACAAAGGGCGAGACUCUGACUUAAGUAUUCUGUGAAGAGAGUGAUGCAGGGACAGUGGACGUGAUCAUCAGGACAA